Molecule: messenger RNA, 756 nt
Organism: Arctia plantaginis
Lineage: Eukaryota; Metazoa; Arthropoda; Insecta; Lepidoptera; Erebidae
Source: the annotation of a GenBank genome assembly
AUGAAUAACAGCUCUGAUUCUAUUUAUUGGUCGGAGCUUCAUUGCUCUAAGGAUGCCCUGACCGAUACUUAUGGAUGGUUUAUGCAGUUUCUAUUGGCUGUAUUAGCUUUCACAUGCUUAAUAGGCAAACGAUUCUGCGAACCCCGUUAUGCUAGAAGACCAUGGCUAAUUUGGUUUUAUGACACGUCAAAACAAGGCCUUGGGGCAUUGAUAAUACAUGCGGCCAAUGUGUGGCUCUCACCGCAUUUAACAGGAAACCCCUGUACUUGGUAUAUAGUAAAUUUCAUGCUGGACUCAACACUUGGUCUAUUAAUAAUAUGGGCCGGCAUUCGACUUGCUCAAUAUUACGCAAGAGUUUAUGAUAUUCCACUUAUAAAUUUUGGAGAAUAUGGUAAGCCGCCAAUGUUCGCAGCCUGGAUAUGCCAGUGUAUAUUAUACGCGGCGUUGGCGACAUUCGCCAAGUCCAUUUUAGCGCUAGUGCUGCGACUUCCGCCUGUGGUAGCUGUACUUUCCAAGCUCCGGCUGUCGCCGGUGUCGAAUGCGAGACUCGAACUCGCGGUUGUUAUGCUCAUUAUACCUUUCUUUGUUAAUAUAUUAAUAUUUUGGGUGACCGACAACUUUCUCAUGUAUCAUCCAAGAGGAGUUAGUUCAAAAAUUAAAACAAGGGUAAGAUACCAGUCCAUAAAAAAAGAAAAAUCAGGGUCAGAAGAAGACGAGCAUUCUGCAGAUGAACGACUAUUGGGCGCCAGCGUAUGA